Molecule: messenger RNA, 342 nt
Organism: Laccaria bicolor S238N-H82
Lineage: Eukaryota; Fungi; Basidiomycota; Agaricomycetes; Agaricales; Hydnangiaceae
Exons: 1
Coding region: 1-342 (113 amino acids)
Source: RefSeq, a predicted model, not a curated record
AUGGCCCCGAAACCAACCCUCCUCAACCCAGCUGGGGAAUCCCACGUCUUGACGGAGGGUUCAGACCGUGAAAUCUAUCAAUCAGUUAUGGAUGCCAUUGAUGCACGCGAGAACAUCGAGAUUAACGGUGGCGACGAUAUCGACGACGAGAAUCAUAUUUCCCACGCACUUCCCACCCGACGUGACAUCGUUUCGACGAUUGGCAAAUACACCGAUAACAUGAAUGAUCCCAUCGCGCGCAAGAUGGAAGCCAUUCUGGGUACUUUCACGCGGCAACUUCGUCUUGAUGAGACCAGAGCCAUGAAAAACAGUGUUCUAACUGACUUUUUUAACAGGACAUAG